Molecule: messenger RNA, 390 nt
Organism: Diplodia corticola
Lineage: Eukaryota; Fungi; Ascomycota; Dothideomycetes; Botryosphaeriales; Botryosphaeriaceae
Product: dna-directed rna polymerase i and iii 14 kda polypeptide
Exons: 4
Coding region: 1-390 (129 amino acids)
Biological process (GO): DNA-templated transcription
Cellular component (GO): RNA polymerase I complex; RNA polymerase III complex
Molecular function (GO): DNA binding; DNA-directed RNA polymerase activity; protein dimerization activity
Source: RefSeq, a predicted model, not a curated record
AUGUCGUCGCACGAUGAGGAAAUGCAGGACGCCCCUGUCAACGGCUUCACCCAGGCGAACGGCGUCGAGGCGGAGGAGGUCGAGGAGAAGCAGCGCAUCCGCGUGCUGCCCGGAUCCGAGAACACGGCCGCGUCUUUUGAGUUCGAGAACGAGGACCACACCCUGGGCAACGCCCUGCGCUACAUCAUCAUGAAGAACCCCGCCGUCGAGUUCUGCGGUUACUCCAUCCCUCACCCCUCCGAGCCCAAGAUGAACCUCCGCAUCCAAACAUACGACGAUGUCAGCGUUUACGACGUGUUGGAGAAGGGCCUGGACGAUUUGGCCGAGCUCUGCGAUGUCGUCAUAGACAAGUUCACCGUCUCGCGUGACGAGUUCAAUGCGCGCAAGUGA